Molecule: messenger RNA, 1014 nt
Organism: Pediculus humanus corporis (human body louse)
Lineage: Eukaryota; Metazoa; Arthropoda; Insecta; Psocodea; Pediculidae
Product: lachesin precursor, putative
Exons: 6
Coding region: 1-1014 (337 amino acids)
Cellular component (GO): neuron projection
Source: RefSeq, a predicted model, not a curated record
AUGUGCCAAAUAAAUACGGAUCCGAUGAAAAGUCAGUUGGGGUAUUUGGAAGUCGUCGUACCACCGGAUUUCAUACCAGAAGACACAUCUGGAGACAUUAUGGUACCAGAAGGUGGAAGCGUUAAACUCACGUGUAAAGCACGAGGAUAUCCUUUGCCACAUGUUUUAUGGCGAAGAGAAGAUUCUGCUGAUAUUAUAUUGAGAGAACCUAACGGAAUCAAAAACAAAGUUGCAACAUUUCAAGGAGAAAUAUUAAGAUUAGCAAGAAUAACAAGAUCAGAAAUGGGAGCUUAUUUAUGUAUUGCAUCAAACAGCAUCCCGCCAUCAGUGAGCAAAAGAAUUAUGGUUAACGUUCAUUUUAAUCCCGUGAUUCAAGUACCCAAUCAAUUGGUUGGUGCUCCUCUUGCCACCGAUGUUGCAUUAGAAUGUUACGUUGAAGCUUCACCAAAAUCCAUUAAUUAUUGGGUUCGAGAUACAGGUGAAAUGGUUAUAUCGUCUGAUAAGUACGAGGUCCAAAUAAUUAGCAAAUCACUUUUUGAAGUUAGAAUGAUAUUAUUAAUAAGAAAUUUUCAAAGGACUGAUGUUGGGUCCUACAGGUGCAUAGCUAAAAAUUCAUUGGGAGAAGUAGAUAGCAGUAUAAGACUUUACGAAAUACCGAGUCCGACAAGUGCAUUUAAUCCAUUUUACGAUGAAGAAGAUUAUUCGGAUCAAUAUGGUUCGGCAGAAGAUGAUGAUGAUGGCGACGGGGAUGACAUCACUAGAGAAAAUGAACAGGUAUCGAUAUCGGUAUCGGGUAAAAAUACCUGGACGUUAACAAAUGAUAAUACUAGGGAUACAAUUAAAGGAACAUUUAAUUCAUUAAAAGAAAAUCAAGGAGGUGGUCAAAUCCCAUUGAUAAGAGGAGGAGGGAAUAAUCGUAAAAUUUCUGGAUGUGCCUCAUCCACAAUAACAAUUAAAAUUCAUCUAUCAAUAAUUUUUUCUAUUUUUAUAUAUUUAUUUAUUAAUCAUCAAUGA